This is a messenger RNA of Penicilliopsis zonata CBS 506.65, 1310 nucleotides long. RefSeq lists its product as hypothetical. The transcript is spliced from 2 exons. The record is from RefSeq and is a predicted model, not a curated record. Gene Ontology annotation, molecular function: phenylpyruvate tautomerase activity. Lineage: Eukaryota; Fungi; Ascomycota; Eurotiomycetes; Eurotiales; Aspergillaceae. The coding region runs from base 25 to 1035 and encodes 336 amino acids.
CUCCCCGGGAGUCACUUGUUCAAAAUGGAGUCGUCUUGUUUGAGAAGACUCCACACUCUCUCGGAUUCAUCUACGGGCGUCGCGGCCGAUGCACUAAAGCUCUAUUCGCCCACAACCCAUCAAGCGUCGCUCAGAACCACGGCGAAGAAGAAUAAGAAGACAGAGAAAUUGGCGGCUCGCCCGUCCAUGCUUUUGGAAGGGAGGGAUGACGAGGUCGUACCUGCAACGUUGGCCAUCCCUGCCCCUGUCAGUAUCCAGCAGGCAGGCCCUAUUUCCCCAAAGGUCGCCGAAGCAGAAGAUUCUCUCUGCUUGAAGACGCAGUAUUUUGAGGAUGUCUUCACCGCACGGGGGCCACAUGAUGCUAUAAAAGACAAGCUGUACCAAGAAUCGCUUGUCGUUGUUGAAAUCAAAACCAAUGCGAAGGUCAAGGAAGACGAGCCCCAACUGCUCUCGGCCAUUUUGGUCCGUUUGGCGGAGAUCUUUCAAAGGCCAGAAUCGUCGAUGCUCGUCACUAUUCAGCAGAAUGCGUGUCUUGCCUAUGGAAAUUCUCCUCUUGCAGCAUACCUGGUGAAAGUGUACUCUCUACCAUGCUCAAUUGCCCCCGUCAUGAACCUACGCCACACUGUCUUGAUACAGUCAGUUCUGGAAGAGCUUUUGCGUAUUGAGCCUGACCGGGGAGCUAUCAUAUACGUCUCCAUUCCGGAAGAGAACCUGGCCACGAAGGGGGAGACGGCAAGGACAGCAAUAACAUCACUUGAUCAAGGCUCAGAGGAAGAGCCAGGCGUCCUCCGAAGCAUUUCACGGUCACUGAGCAGAAGGCUGCGAACUACCAGUACCCGCAGUUCGCGACAUUCGUUUGCAACGACAACAUCUCGACCCUUAUUGGCAGAGGGCAGAGAACCUACGGAGACGGAAAAUAAAGGUACUGAUGAAAUUUCUACUGGCGAGGCGACUGUUGCAAUCAAGAAAACCAAAAGCUUAAGAAAAUUUGUCACACGCAAAUUGUCGGAGCUGGGAUCUCUUGGUGAUGUCUAGGAGCCAUGUGUAAAUCAAUGGCUAUGCAGUGUCCACUAUCGGGAUAGUUCAGAAAAGGUUCAAAACCAAGUGUAUGGUCUACUAGCCGUGUGAUCAUAGUUCAGGGACUUGGAAAAGAUAUCGAGAGAUUGGGUCUGUGGUCUUUGCAGAAAUAAAGGUUAGAUUAUUUGGUUUCAUAUCCACCGUAAGAGUCAGUUCCCUGGAAUAUAUUUGCAAAAAUUAGGCAACACUGGAGGGUCCAUUGGGCCUAAGGCCUGUUUGGGAUGGACGUAAGG